This is a messenger RNA of Humulus lupulus (European hop), 1566 nucleotides long. Its product is annotated as ornithine transcarbamylase, chloroplastic-like. NCBI's taxonomy places the organism in Eukaryota, Viridiplantae, Streptophyta, Magnoliopsida, Rosales, Cannabaceae. The transcript is spliced from 2 exons. The record is from RefSeq and is a predicted model, not a curated record. Gene Ontology annotation, biological process: L-citrulline biosynthetic process. Gene Ontology annotation, molecular function: ornithine carbamoyltransferase activity; amino acid binding. Gene Ontology annotation, cellular component: intracellular membrane-bounded organelle. The coding region runs from base 228 to 1364 and encodes 378 amino acids.
CAACUAAAAAAAACACUACUAUCGAGUAGUACUCCAUUUUGGCCAAAAACAGAGAAGAAAACACCCAAAAUUUUAGAGAGAGAUCGUUCUUCUACUCCAAUCAUUCCGGCAAUCGAAGAUAACAGUGGGGUUGCCGAGAAGAGCUUAAACUUCUUCACUCGUUACUCCAUCAUUCUAAAACAAAGAUCAGUGUCAGUUGAGCUCUACAGUUCCCACCCGCAACAAAAAUGGCUGCGUUUUCUUCACUUUGUUCAAUCCAAGUGGAAAAUCCCUCUCUCUCGUCUUCCUUCCAUUCUCCCUCCAGCAAGUCUCUCCUCCGAUCUCCGUUAUCUUUCAGGAAGUUAUCCAGCAUUUCUUUGUCUUCUCCUGCUCUUCGUGGAAGAAUAUCAUGCCAAGCCUCUUCUGCUACCUCACCUUCAUCAUCCGUUAAUGGAAAAGUGAUAUCAGAGUUGAAAGAUUUUCUGCACAUUAACGAUUUUGAUAAAGACACAAUAUUGAAGAUGUUAAACCGAGCUGCAGAGGUUAAGGCAAUGCUAAAAUCGGGGGAGAAGACAUUUCUUCCCUUUAGGGGAAAGACAAUGGCUAUGAUCUUUGCCAAACCCUCUAUGAGAACACGUGUUUCAUUUGAGACUGGAUUUUUCUUGUUGGGUGGUCAUGCUAUAUAUCUAGGACCUAAUGAUAUUCAAAUGGGUAAGCGGGAGGAAACUCGGGACAUUGCCCGUGUCUUGUCUGGCUACAAUGAUAUUAUAAUGGCCCGCGUCUUUGCUCAUCAGGACAUUCUUGAUCUGGCCAAAUAUGCAACUGUACCUGUUAUCAAUGGCCUGACAGACUAUAACCACCCAUGCCAAAUUAUGGCUGACGUUCUCACAAUAAUUGAACACAUUGGUCAGUUAGAAGGAACUAAGGUUGUCUAUGUUGGAGAUGGCAAUAACAUUGUGCACUCCUGGCUGUUGAUGGCAUCUGUUAUACCUUUCCACUUUGUUUGUGCAUGCCCUGAAGGUUUUGAACCUGAUGUGGAAACAGUUAAGAAGGCACAGCAGGCUGGUAUCAGCAAAAUUGAGAUUACAAAUGAUCCAAAAGAAGCUGUUAUAGGAGCUGAUGUUGUGUACUCUGAUGUAUGGGCCAGCAUGGGGCAGAAGGAAGAGGCUGCACAGCGCCGUAAAGCUUUCCAAGGAUUUCAGGUGGAUGAAAAUCUUAUGAAGUUGGCUGGCCCGAAAGCUUAUUUCAUGCAUUGUUUACCGGCUGAAAGAGGGGUUGAAGUGACUGAUGGAGUGAUUGAGGCUCCGAACUCAAUUGUCUUCCCACAAGCUGAGAAUCGCAUGCAUGCGCAGAAUGCUAUAAUGCUUCAUUUGCUUGGCGUGUGAUUGCAUCGGCUCUGUCGAGUUAUUGGGUGGGAACUGCUUAGUUAAUAAUAAACGUUUGGACUUCUGCAGUUUGCUUUCGGGUUUAGAUAUGUGUACAAUUUUGUAUGUUGACAACACACUCUUUCAUUUGUGCUAGCCCAAGUCUUCGGUUUUAUGCUCCAAACUUGUUGACAACACUGAGUGCUUGCUAAGUUCCUUAUAA